GUUUUUAACUUUGUAUAUUUUUUUUUGCCAGCCAUAUCCAUAUCCAUAUCAUAUCUGGAUGGCAUUUACAUAUGGACAUUUUGAGCCCCACAAGCGCACACUAAGCACAUUUUAAUUAAGACGCAGCGCCAGUUUGCCUCGGCUUCUGAUCAGUUUCGGGUUCUGAGCGCUGAGUUCCGAGUUCUGGGCUGUGGGUUCUGGUAUUCAGUCUUGAACUAGGCGCGCCUGCGAAAGAUGUGCGCCGGGGAGCGGCGGCUCCACCGAUCUAAGUAAUCCAGGGCCUCGGAGAUAAGCUGAUAGAUACCUCGACAUCAUGUGCUGUUGGUGUGCACGUGUCUAUUGGACGGUUCUGCAUAAUCUGCUGCUCCGGAUGCUGGACAGUCUGAUGGAGUUGCGGCUGAGAUCGAUGGUCAUGUGCGGCUGUUGUGCCGGUUAUCAGCGACAGGCCGGCGAAGGCGAAGGUGACGUUGCCGCUGUGGAACGGGUUUCCAGCACUGAUGACGAUCAGCGCCAGCAAGAUUACGUCAUUGUGGAAGAUGAUGAUGCCACCUACACGGAGAUCGAGGAGCGGCAUGUGGAAACGGAGCAGUACUACUUCACCGUGGAUCGAGCCACUGCGGAACGAAUGCUCCAAGGCAGGGAGGAUGGCUCCUGCCUGGUUCGUCCCUUCAAGGCAGCCGAUCAGUGCAUCCGUUACAUAGUCAGCAUUUGGGCCUCGGACCAGUACUACCACCUGUUUGUCCGACAGCUGGACAGGAGACAGCGCUAUGCCAUUGGCCAGCGAAAGUCCGGAGAGCGGUACUUCGGUUCCCCCUCCGAAAUAGUGGAAUUUUACUCGGAACACCCGCUGCUGUGCACCAACAAGAGCGUGAGCCAGUGCAUCCGUCUAAGUCCCAUUAGUUACGCUUAGUUUGGGUCACAAAA
This is a messenger RNA of Drosophila kikkawai, 924 nucleotides long. Its product is annotated as B-cell linker protein. Gene Ontology annotation, biological process: cell surface receptor protein tyrosine kinase signaling pathway; intracellular signal transduction. NCBI's taxonomy places the organism in Eukaryota, Metazoa, Arthropoda, Insecta, Diptera, Drosophilidae. The record is from RefSeq and is a predicted model, not a curated record.